AUGAAUGAAAGCAGUGAAGAGGAACGUGUGGAGGAGGCACACGGAGCGGCUGUAGGGCGGCGGCAAGAUCAAGGUGGAGAGCCUCGCAUGCAGAUGGCUACGUUUGGGACUAUCGGUGACUUUGUGGAAGGAGACGAGGACUGGACAGAGUAUGUGGAAAGCCCGGCCAUUUUCCAGAGGACAAUGGACUCUCUGUUACAAGGGAUUCCAUAUGUAGCCACAUAUUUAGAUGACAUUCUAGUUACGGGGGCUACUGAAGCUAGGCAUCUUGAAAACUUAGAGCAGGUGCUCAAAAGACUCUCAGACGCAGGGCUGCGCCUAAAACGGGAAAAGUGUGUGUUUAUGGCACCAAGUGUGACCUACCUGGGACAUUCAAUCACAGCAGAGGGGCUCCGUCCAGUGGAGGACAAAGUGAGGGCUAUCAAGGAAACUCCAAGCCCCAAGAACAUCACUGAGCUCCGCUCAUUCCUGGGUAUGGUGAAUUACUAUGGAAAGUUCCUGCAGGAUCUGUCAAAGGUGCUAGCCCCACUUUACAAGCUGCUGCACAAUGACACAAAGUGGCAGUGGUGUGCAGAGCAGGAGAAAGCAUUUAAAGAAGUGAAAGAACUCCUCCAGUCAGCAAAACUGCUUGUUCACUAUGAUCCAGACAAAGAGAUUGUUCUCUCAUGUGAUGCCUCACCCUAUGGAGUGGGGGCAGUCCUCUCACAUGUCAUGGAAGACGGCUCAGAGAAACCCAUAGGAUUUGCUUCAAGGCCGCUGACGUCUGCAGAAAAAGGUUAUUCACAGUUGGACAAAGAAGGUCUAGCCAUUGUUUUUGCAGUGAAGCGUUUCCAUCAGUACCUAUAUGGGCGUGUUUUCAAGAUCUACACCGACCAUAAACCACUGAUGAGCCUGUUCAGUGAAAAACGCUGCAUCCCGCCGCUAGCGUCAGCCAGAAUCCAGCGGUGGGCACUUCUCUUGUCAACGUACCAGUAUUCCAUAGUGUACAGAGCGGGGAAGGACAAUGCAAACGCGGAUGCGUUGAGUCGUCUGCCAUUGCCAGAGACACCUGUCUCGGCAUAUGUCUUUUCAUUGGAAAAACUGUCACAGACACCUGUUAAGGCAGGCCAGAUCAAGCAGUGGACAGAUAGAGACCCAGUGUUGUCCAAAGUAAAGACGUAUCUGUUGCAGGGCUGGCCCAAGGUGGUUGACAGUGAAGAACUGAAACCAAAUGUCAAACGCAUAACAGAACUCAGCCUACAGGAUGGCUGCAUUUUCUGGGGAUCGAGGGUAGUCAUACCUCCCCCAGGUCGCACAUGGAUUGUGGAAGAAAUACACGAGACCCAUCCAGGAGUGUCAAGAAUGAAAAGCCUGGCAAGGUCCUAUGUCUGGUGGCCAAAGAUGGAUUUAGAUCUGGAGAAUAAGGUAAAGUCAUGCACACAAUGUCAGUCUAAUCAGCACAUGUCGCCACCAGACCCUUUGCAUCCCUGGGAGUGGCCAGGUCACCCCUGGUCUAGACUACAUCUGGACUUUGCUGGCCCGUUCAUGGGGCAGAUGUUUCUCAUAAUGGUGGAUGCCCACUCCAAGUGGAUAGACGCUCACAUCAUGACCAACAUAACGGCACCAGUAACCAUAGACAAGCUCAGACAAGUUUUCGCAAUCCACGGUUUGCCUGACACAGUGGUCACGGAUAAUGGCCCAACAUUCACCAGUGAGUUGUUUGGUGCGUUCAUGGAACAGAAUGGAAUCCGGCACGUUUGUACGGCUCCUUUCCACCCGGCCUCGAAUGGAUUAGCGGAGCGAGCUGUCCAGACGGUGAAGGAAGGUCUGAAGCGAAUGAAAGGUGACUCUCUAAGUACAAGGCUUUCACGUUUCCUGUUUAAAUACCGCCUUACGCCACAGACUACUACUGCAUGGGCUCCAGCAGAGAUGUUGAUGGGGCGUAGGCCUAAGUCCAGGUUGAACCUACUGCGUCCAGACAUAAAGGCCACAGUGCUGAGAAGGCAGGAAAAGCAGAAGGAGGAUCAUGAUAAACAGGCAAAAGAGAGACAGCUGAAACCUGGUGACAAUGUCUAUAUCAGAAAUUUCAGCAACAACCCUACUCAGAAAUGGCUACCUGGAGCUGUCCUGACGCAGAGGGGUCCACUCUCAUUUGUUGUUGAACUGACUGAUGGACGAGUGUUCCGCAGACAUCAGGACCACAUCCGCCUGCGACAUGAUACAGGCCCAGAGAUCGUCAGCACUUCAGAGCUUCCCCUGGUGAGUCAGACUAUUGUGAGACCAUCACCAGAGGCAAAGUCACAGGAAGAAGAGUCUGUGCCCUCUAGGGAGGAUGGACAGUUGAUCAAGGACACACAGACCCCUCUUGUGACCCCAGUGCCUGAACCUCCCAAAACACCUAAAGCAGUUGUGCCCGUGGCAGCACCGGAGAUAGUGUGUAGGUCACAGCGCGCUCGGAAACCUCCAGACAGACUGAAUGUUUAAAACUCAGUUGAGGUGUUGAAUUGAAUGUGCAUAUAAGUGUUAAGUGUGUAUUCCAAACAGUAAUGUUUAUAAGGGUUUAAAAGGUGCACAGUUGAAAGUGACAGAUAAUGAAACUAGGUUAGUUUUGUUUCCCAAGUUUAUUUGCAUCAUGGGGAUGUUAGAAUUUAGUGGGGGAGGAGUGUUGUAAUGCUUAACAUGUUAAGAUCAUUCAUGCCACUAGGUGGAGCUCUUGUAGUUAUGUGAUACUUUUCAGUACUCCCUCAGCUACUGUGUUAAGCAAUGUUUUAUUUGCUAGAAGAAGAAUGCUAGUUCCGGGAUCGAGUGUCUGUCGUUUUGUGCCUGUCCACAUUCGCUAAUAAAGCCACCACUCGGUACAAUUUUCAUUGUGGUCCUUAUGAGUGCCUAAGUUACCACAAGUAGGGUUUUCCUAAAACAACAAGGUCAAGACUAAUACAAAAUGAAUCCCUCUCAAUCAUGACUUAUGACCACUAGAGGUGUAUGGCAGUGUCUGUAUGAGACCCUCUGCCUGUAUUUGCUCCUUUCUUUUUGCUGUGAUCAGGACGUUUCUGUCUUGGACACUGGGUGUGUACAAUCCUAGCGGCAUGGACAGGAAUUGGUGGUGCGGCCCUCCCAAUGAGUCAACUGUACCCACCCCCAAUAUAACAUGCACACACAGUGUUGCCAACUGGCGACUUUCUCCCUUUUUGCAACUUGCUGCUCAGAGUAAUCUCAGUCAGCGGCUCCCUCCAUCACCUUUCUCGACGUGCACAUGGCAGGCAGAAGUGUGUUUCUAUGGUAACGGGAGCG
Perca fluviatilis (European perch) is the source of this 3270-nucleotide messenger RNA. RefSeq lists its product as uncharacterized. Gene Ontology annotation, biological process: DNA integration. The coding region runs from base 1 to 2463 and encodes 820 amino acids. The transcript is spliced from 2 exons. Lineage: Eukaryota; Metazoa; Chordata; Actinopteri; Perciformes; Percidae. The record is from RefSeq and is a predicted model, not a curated record. Gene Ontology annotation, molecular function: nucleic acid binding.